AUUGUGACUCAUGUGCCAAGACUCUUGUGGCUCAUCUGGCUAUUCUGACCAUAAAUGUAAUAAGAUUCUACUGGAAGAUCAUCUAUCUUGUGUAACAAGUUUACCAAAUGAUCAAAGUGAUCCAACUUAUUUGCUUAUUAGACUAUUGCGCUAUAGUUACCAAUGGAGCAAUUCCAACACACCAUUACGUCACGGACUAAAGCAUUUCUCGUCCGAAUCAAGUGUAUGGCAUCACUUUCGGGGCGAUCUUGAUGGUUCAUUGAUUCUUGCCGCUGAAGCUACUACUACUACUACUACUACCACAUCAGUUUCAGGUGAAGAUCUGGAACUAACCUGCCUACGUAUCUUCCUGUCAGUGGUGCCUGACGACGCGGUGUGUGGUCGGAGUCUAUUCCGAUAUCUGAUCGCGAGCAUUUUUUUGGGCAUGCUAGACACGCCCCUGUGCCCGAGCUAGAUGUCUG
This is a messenger RNA of Anopheles merus, 461 nucleotides long. RefSeq lists its product as uncharacterized. The record is from RefSeq and is a predicted model, not a curated record. The transcript has 3 exons. NCBI's taxonomy places the organism in Eukaryota, Metazoa, Arthropoda, Insecta, Diptera, Culicidae. Bases 11 to 454 code for a protein of 147 amino acids.